AUGACUUCAACCACGACUGCAAUCGAGCUUGCUACUGGCUCAGCUCCCAGUCCAGCAUGGAGUUUGCGCAAUUCCAACCCUAGCAAGACCCAACCAUCCAAGACAUUCACCGUUACCGACCAAGUUCUCGAAGCCUCGCGAGAGGCCGACUCAACGGCCCCUGAAGGAGGGUACGGCUGGGUGAUUGUAGCCAGUGGCUUCAUUCUACUUUGGUGGUCCCUCGGCACGACAUACGCUUGGGGCGUGAUGCAGACCGCCUUGGUCUCUGAUGACUUGGCCGAUCCCGCCGUGCUCUCCUUUGUCGGGUCGUUGCAGGCGGCGUUGAUCUCAGCUCUGGCAAUCUCCAACUCCUUCGUGGUGCGAAAGACGGGAGUCCGUGCUGCGGCAAUGCUAGGUGCAGCUUGCAUGGGUGGGAGCGAGAUCCUUAGCAGCUUCACGAGCAUCCUGCAGCUAACCUCGAAUACGAGCCAGGUCAUUUCGACGGUCCCGUCACAAUACUUCAGCACCAGACGAGGGCUGGCCAAUGGCUUCAUGUUCGCUGGAAGCGGUUUCGGGGGCGCCGCAAUCAGCUUUGCAUUAGACUCGUUGAUCCAAAAGCUGGGUAUUGCAUGGGCAUAUCGCAUCCUCGGCCUCAUGACGCUCUCGACGGGUCUCCCGGCUGCAUGGCUCAUGAAAGAGAGGAUCCCGGUUGAGAGGCGGGAGUUUAUUGAGUGGAAACUGUUCAAAUCUCCCACAUUUGUGCUCAUAUUCGUAGGGAGUGCAAUUGGGACCUUUCCUUUGUUUGUUCCACCAUUUUUUAUUCCAUUAUACACGAGAUCACUCGGCCUCUCCACAAACGCCGGCGCCGGCUUGGUUGCGGGCUUCAGCCUAUCUUCCGCAGCUGGCCGUAUUAUAUCUGGCUUUGCGUCCGAUAAAGUCGGCUCUAUCAACACCGUACUCGCGUCUCUGGUCUUAACUGCCGUCACUAUGUUGGCAAUUUGGCCAACAUCCACAACGCUGGGGCCGCUGAUCGCCUUUGUCGUUAUAAACGGCGCUGCAAAUGGGGCUUUCUUCUCUACAAUGCCGACCGCCAUUAGCAAAGUUUUUGGGAGUGCCAGAGUGGCUGUUGCUAUGAGCAUGGUGGUGACUGGCUGGGUUGGUGGUUAUCUCAUGGGGGCUCCAAUCGCAGGCUACAUUCUAGAGAGCUUCGGUGGUGCUGAUGGCGGUUUGCACGCAUACAGACCCGCCAUGUUUUAUGCCGGCGCACUUGCCCUUGCUUCUGGAGUCUUCAUCUUAGGCGCUCGAUUUUGUAUUAAUAGAUCUCUUCUGGCUAGUGUAUAA
Molecule: messenger RNA, 1320 nt
Organism: Trichoderma aggressivum f. europaeum
Lineage: Eukaryota; Fungi; Ascomycota; Sordariomycetes; Hypocreales; Hypocreaceae
Exons: 4
Coding region: 1-1320 (439 amino acids)
Biological process (GO): transmembrane transport
Cellular component (GO): membrane
Molecular function (GO): transmembrane transporter activity
Source: RefSeq, a predicted model, not a curated record